CAUAAAAGAUGGCCAAAUACGUGUAGACAUCUGGCUGAAUAGUUUCCACGAGUUUUUCUAGCGUUUUCUUAUACCAAUUAAAACAACAACGGAAUUGAUAGUAAAAUCGUGAGUGAAUGCCGAUUGCCCUGGCACAGUGUUCACUUGAGUCACCGAUCGAUCACUGGCGUCACCUUUGAGAAUGAAGAACGUCGAAUGGGAAACUCCACGAUUUACGCACUAUCAUCUGGUUAUUAUUUUCAGUAAUCAAAGCCAAGGAAAAUGCGGAGUUGCAGUCGUGAGGAUAUCGGGCGGCGAAGCUUUGGAAGCUCUGCGAAAAAUGACAAAUCUUACAAAACCAGAACCCAGAAAAGCAUUUCUUCGAAAAAUUUUUGAUCCGCAAACUGGGGAAAUUAUAGAUCGAGGGCUGUGCCUUUGGUUUCCUGGACCGAAUUCAUUUACGGGAGAAGAUAGUGUGGAGUUUCAGGUACACGGAGGACCUGCAAUAUUGGAAUCGUUAAUGAGUGCACUGGCCAAACUGGAAUUUCGAGCCGCAGAAUCUGGCGAAUUUACCAGACGUGCCUUCUUCAAUGAUAAACUUGAUCUCACUGAAGUUGAAGGUUUGGCAGACUUGAUAGAUGCUGAAACUGAACAACAAAGAAAACUGGCUUUGCUGCAGGCUGAUGGAAGUCUUAGUAAAUUGUACAAAAAAUGGCGAGAAUCACUGGCUCAAUCUGUGGCUAAUCUAGAAGCUUACAUCGAUUUUAGCGAGGAUGAUAAUAUCGAGAGUGAUGUUCUCAAUAGAUGCAAUGAAACUUUAAGAGAUCUUUCCUUAAACAUCAAGACUCAUUUGUCUGAUGGUAGAAAGGGCGAGAUACUGCGAAAUGGUAUAAGAACAGUUAUAAUUGGCGAACCAAACGUUGGAAAGAGUAGUCUACUUAAUUAUCUAGUACAAAGAAAUGCGGCUAUUGUUACGCCAAUUGCUGGAACGACUAGAGAUAUUGUUGAAUUAAAUACAAAUAUUUCCGGGUAUCCAAUUCUCCUGGCCGACACUGCUGGUCUUGCAAAAGCAACGACUGAUGUGGUCGAACAAGAAGGAAUUCGAAGAGCAAAGAUUUAUGCAAACAAUGCUGAUUUUGUCAUAUUAAUGGCUGAUGCGACUGUUUAUCUCAAUAGUCGAAAACCGUACGAAGAGUACGUUCGGGAUUACAUUGAAAAUCUCGAAUUAAAGGAUUUGUUACUGAAGAAAGGAGUAUUGGCAGAAAAUUGUGUCGUCGUUAUGAACAAAGCUGAUUUGUUGAAUGACCAAACUAAGGAGCGACUAAGAGCUGAUAGAAUAACUGUCAUUUCAUGUGCGAAGGAGGAAGGUUUCCAAGAAUUUCUCGAAACCAUGACACAUAAUUUUCAAAAAAUCUGCGGUAAUCCAUCGAGGGAAAAUCCUACAAUCAGUCAAAAUCGACAUCGAAUUCAUUUAAUCAAAUGUGUAGAGCAUCUUGAAAAUUAUUUUGAAUUGUCAUCAACCGCUGAAUAUGAUAUGGUGUUAGCCGUUCAAGAAAUACGAAAUUCUAUGAGAGAACUAGGAAAAAUAACGGGCCAUGUUAGCGCCGAACAAAUUCUAGAUAUUAUAUUUAAGACUUUUUGUAUUGGCAAAUGAAUUAAAUGUGGAUUUCUGUUUGAGUGUAAA
Messenger RNA from Cephus cinctus (wheat stem sawfly), 1663 nucleotides. RefSeq names its product tRNA modification GTPase GTPBP3, mitochondrial. The transcript has 5 exons. Bases 182 to 1633 code for a protein of 483 amino acids. Gene Ontology annotation, cellular component: cytoplasm; mitochondrion. Gene Ontology annotation, biological process: tRNA methylation; tRNA wobble uridine modification. Gene Ontology annotation, molecular function: GTPase activity; GTP binding; protein binding. Lineage: Eukaryota; Metazoa; Arthropoda; Insecta; Hymenoptera; Cephidae. The record is from RefSeq and is a predicted model, not a curated record.